GCCCGCCGGGCGCAGGCGCGCGCGCGAUGCCCCGCGACGAGAUGGCGGCUUCGCUGAUCCAGCGAGUGGCCCGGCAGGCGCGGGCGACCUUCGGGUCCGGGUCUGGCGAAGCUCCGGCCGAGUUGCAGCGGCUGCGGGAGCUGCUGAGCCAAGUCAGCGCCGAAGACCUGGGCCUGCUGCAGCCGCGGGGUCCUUCCGCCGUGCCGGGCCCGAGCCAGCCGCCCGUCAGCUACAUGCACAUCUGCGAGACGGCGCGCUUCAGCAUGGGCGUCUUCGUGCUCCGCGCCGGCGCCUGCAUCCCGCUGCACGACCACCCGGGCAUGCAGGGGCUGCUCAAGGUGCUCUACGGCACGCUGCGCAUCGCCUGCCUCGACGCCGCCGAGGAGCCCGAGGAGCAGCCGGACGCCGCCGCCUCCGGGGCCGCCGCCGCCGCCGCCGCCGCCGCCUCCUCCUCCUGCUCGCCCCGUCCCCGCCGCCUGCGCGCCCUGCUCCGCUCGCACCGGCUCUACACGGCCGCCGCGCCGCCCUGCCUGCUCUCCCCGCAGCGGGACAACCUGCACCAGAUCGCCGCCGAGGAGGCCGCCGGCCCCGCCGCUUUCCUCGACAUCCUGGCGCCUCCCUACGACCCGGCGCGGGGACGCGACUGCCACUACUACCGGCUGGCCGACGGGCAGAGCCUCCCGCCGCCGCCCGCCCAGCCCGUCCCGCCCAGCGCCCUCUGGCUGCUGGAGACGCCGCAGGCGCCCGACUUCUGGUGCGGCGGGGAGCCUUACCCGGGCCCGCGGGUCUGGCCCUGAGAGGAGGCCCCCCCCCGGCGCCCGCCCGCCUCGCCCGCCCGACUUGGAAGAGGCCCGCCUGGAACUUCUCCGCUGGGUUCGACGCCGGGUCUUCCCUCCCCCCCCCCCCCCCCCCCUCUCGGGGGGGGGGGGGGGGGGGCAAAAACAGCGUUUCUGACAUCACGGACUGACAAAAAAAAAAAAAACACCUCCUUUUUCUUUUCUUUUUUUUUAAUUUUUCUUUUUUUAAAC
Pseudonaja textilis is the source of this 1028-nucleotide messenger RNA. NCBI's taxonomy places the organism in Eukaryota, Metazoa, Chordata, Lepidosauria, Squamata, Elapidae. The record is from RefSeq and is a predicted model, not a curated record.